AUCAACGAUUAACGUAGUUGAAUGAAUCUUUACAUGGUUGGUUCCGGUUGUAGUUUUCGUUCUUUUUAGCAAAAUGGCUCCGAAACCGAAGCCCACGGAUAAAGCAGCAAGCAAAUCGUCUGAGAAGAAGACGACAGAGAAAAAGGCGGAGAAGAAACCAGCAACAGCUGCUUCGACGUCAAAAGUAACAAAACCAGCUGCAAAACCAGCUAGUGCCGCAAAGAAAGCAGCGCCUGCUAAAGCAGCAAGCGCCACAAAGCCUGCAGCAAAACCAGCAGCAAAGUCUGCACCUAAAGUUGCAGCAAAACCAGUGGCCACUAAACCUAAGAAACCUACUCAACCUGCAAAGAAAACACCCAAAGGUGGAAAAGCGGCUGCGCCACUUCAGAAAGCACUUAAAGCUCAGAAAAAGAUAUUGAAAGGUGUCCAUGGAUCAAGAGUAAGGAAAAUAAGGACAUCUGUCCAUUUCUAUCGCCCAAAAACUUUCAGGCCACCAAGGAAUCCAAAAUAUCCACGAAAAUGUGUCCCAAACAGAAAUCGUAUGGAUGCAUUCAACAUCAUUAAAUUUCCAUUGACUACUGAAGCUGCUAUGAAAAAGAUUGAGGACAACAACACAUUAGUUUUUAUUGUACAUACUCGUGCUAAUAAAUACCACAUUAAGUCUUCGAUUAAGAAGCUAUAUGAUGUUGAUGUGGCUAAAGUUAACACUCUAAUUGGACCCGAUGGUAAAAAGAAGGCAUAUGUGCGAUUAACUCGUGAUUAUGAUGCUCUUGAUGUUGCUAAUAAGAUUGGUAUAAUAUAAACAACUGGUACAAAGAAUAUCUGUACUAAUAAAAAAUAUUGAUACAAAAAAUUA
Megachile rotundata (alfalfa leafcutting bee) is the source of this 856-nucleotide messenger RNA. RefSeq names its product ribosomal protein L23A (gene RpL23A). Gene Ontology annotation, molecular function: rRNA binding; structural constituent of ribosome. Gene Ontology annotation, cellular component: ribosome. Gene Ontology annotation, biological process: translation. The record is from RefSeq and is a predicted model, not a curated record. Lineage: Eukaryota; Metazoa; Arthropoda; Insecta; Hymenoptera; Megachilidae.